GGAACAGUCGACUGCGAUCACCUGCUAAUAAACGAUAGAAGGAAAAGAUGGGACGCAUUUGGAUCAGCCUUUUGCUUACUAUUUUACACAUUGGACAUACAUUUUCAUCAGAAAGCCUCAAUCUGACGAGAAUCUUGGCCUCGGUGGUCGACGCCAAGCCAACCCUUUCGCCACCCACGACGACCGGCACUAGCAGGAGUCGCGCGCCCAGAGAAAAGCCAAUUACGCUCAGCGAUAUUUUGCCAGACGACCCCUCGCUUUACGAUAAAAUGGCACCACCCAAAGUUGAAGAUCGGCCAACAAUAGUCAGAUUCCACGUCACUGUGAUGAGUUUAGACUCCAUAGACGAAAGCUCAAUGACGUUCGUGGCCGACGUGUUUUUCGCGCAGAGCUGGGAGGACUAUCGGCUGCAGCUGCCGGAGAACAUGACCGGCGGCUACCGCCUGCUGCCCGUCAGUUGGCUCAACGAGGUCUGGCGACCGGACUCGUUUUUCAAAAACGCCAAAAAGGUCACUUUCCAAGAGAUGACCAUUCCCAACCACUACGUCUGGAUCUACAACGACAGCACCAUCCUCUACAUGGUCAAGCUGAAUUUGCUGCUUUCGUGUGCUAUGAAUUUCAAAACGUAUCCGCACGACACGCAGAGUUGCGCUUUAAAAAUAGAAAGCUUAUCGCACACAACGGACGACUUAGUGUUUCUGUGGGACUCGCAAAUCCCGUUGGUGGUCGACAGAAUCGAGCUGCCGCAACUCGACCUGGUGAAAAACGAAACCGGUGAUUGCACCCAGGUCUAUUCAACGGGCAACUUCACGUGUCUCGAGGUGAUUUUUACGCUGAAACGGCGCCUGGGUUACUACCUGUUCCACACUUACAUCCCCACUUGUCUGAUUGUGAUAAUGUCCUGGAUCUCGUUCUGGAUCAAACCGGAAGCGGUUCCUGCCAGGGUCACCCUCGGAGUGACCUCACUCCUCACCCUCUCCACGCAACACGCAAACUCACAAAAGUCUCUUCCGCCCGUUUCAUAUAUAAAGGCGAUUGACGUCUUCAUGUCGACGUGCACCAUCUUCGUGUUUUUCUCGCUGAUGGAGUACGCGUUGAUCAACGUGAUCCUCGGUGACUUUGUCGACUCGGACCAGUCGAUGCUCAAACGUAGCUUCCGCUCCAUGACCAAACGCUUCAGCACCAGGUUGCGCAGGUCUAAAAACAAGACGAGAAAGGGCAGCAACGUCAGCAGAAUGUCCGACGGUGGACAGUCGGCCUCGGAACUAGAGGACGCGGAGGCUGUGGUGGCCGCGACGGCGGCCGCCAACUCGGCCAAGUACCGCCUCCGGACGGACCACCAGACGUGCAGACGCCGCGCCAUCCUCGUCGACCAAGUGUCCAGAAUCCUCUUUCCCUUUUUGUUCAGCGUUUUCAACGCCGCUUAUUGGAUCAUCUACAUUUUCAUUUAUGUAGACGAGCCUCUGCAGUUUUGA
This is a messenger RNA of Neocloeon triangulifer, 1475 nucleotides long. Its product is annotated as glycine receptor subunit alpha-2-like. NCBI's taxonomy places the organism in Eukaryota, Metazoa, Arthropoda, Insecta, Ephemeroptera, Baetidae. Gene Ontology annotation, cellular component: synapse; neuron projection; membrane. Gene Ontology annotation, biological process: signal transduction; chloride transmembrane transport; regulation of membrane potential. Bases 48 to 1475 code for a protein of 475 amino acids. Gene Ontology annotation, molecular function: extracellular ligand-gated monoatomic ion channel activity; chloride channel activity; transmembrane signaling receptor activity. The record is from RefSeq and is a predicted model, not a curated record. The transcript has 10 exons.